Metarhizium album ARSEF 1941 is the source of this 1413-nucleotide messenger RNA. RefSeq names its product Zinc finger, C2H2-type/integrase, DNA-binding protein. Gene Ontology annotation, molecular function: DNA-binding transcription factor activity, RNA polymerase II-specific; RNA polymerase II cis-regulatory region sequence-specific DNA binding. The record is from RefSeq and is a predicted model, not a curated record. NCBI's taxonomy places the organism in Eukaryota, Fungi, Ascomycota, Sordariomycetes, Hypocreales, Clavicipitaceae. Bases 1 to 1413 code for a protein of 470 amino acids. The transcript is spliced from 2 exons. Gene Ontology annotation, biological process: regulation of transcription by RNA polymerase II. Gene Ontology annotation, cellular component: PcG protein complex; transcription regulator complex.
AUGGCUCUCACGGCUACACCAGCUGUUCCGCACAACUGGGGGCGGUGGCCACAGCAACUUCCUCACGAUUUUGGCAUCAUGGAAGCGCCGUUUAUGCCCUAUGACUCUCGCGGAAACUCAGCUCAGAUGCCAAGGCCCAUGCCGCCCCAAUAUGUUGUGCCUCCUUCAUACAGCUCGGCGCCAAUGACAUCCAUGACCACUGCUCACUACCAAGCUCAGAACGCCUACGCCACGUAUGCGCCGUAUCAGAGCCCUCCGCCGUCGACUCCCGUCGGAUCGCCUUUUAAACCCGAGUUUCAAGACCGCCCUCACCCCCUUCCAAUGGGACCAGAUUCUGAGUCUUUGCGCGCGGCUUCAUCUCGACGAACAUCGAGACAGACGAGUAAUGCUCGCCUGCAUUCCCCAGCCCGGAGUGACUCCAACAUUUCCGUCGCACCCUCAGCUACCUCGAACCCAACCGCCAACUCCAAGACCAUCACAUACAACGAGACCAUUAACCCGGCUGAUCGCAUCAACUUUGAGACGGAUGUGGACGAACUCAUGAAGGCAAUUCAAUCCAAAGAAGAAGCGAGCAAUGAAGCGCCCGGGCAGACCUUGACCCCCGCCCACACACCAAAAGCUGAGAUAUCUAUGGAUGUCCAAAGCCCAGCAAACUCUUGCCAUGCUUCUACGACUGCCUCUGAAGUCAAGCCAAAGAAGAAAUGGGUUUGUGACGGCCCAAAUUGCAACAAGCGAUUCGUUCAGAAGACACACCUUGACAUCCACCGCCGAACCCAUACUGGCCUUAAGCCCUACAUCUGCACCAAAGACAACUGUGGACUUACCUUCUCCCAACGUGGAAACCUGAAGACUCACAUGCGUCGUCACACUGGUGAAAAGCCAUAUUCUUGCAGCAUCUGCGGCAAGACGUUUGCCCAGAGAGGAAAUGUCCGAUCCCACGAAGAAACGCACAAAGGCCUCAAGCCUUUUAUCUGCAGGCUCGAUGAUUGCAACAAAGCAUUUUCUCAGCUCGGUAACAUGAAGACCCAUCAGAACAACUUCCACAGGGAAACCCUCAAGGACCUUACCGCGAUGUUCGCCAGAUUUGUGCAACAGGGCGAGGUCCCGGACGAGCACCAGGACCUUUUCGAGUACUUCAAAGAGCACUACAAGAACAGCAAUAAAGGCAUCAAAGGACGCGGCAAGGCCAGAACUGUUGCUGUCAGGAAGCCCAAGGGCAACCCUCACCAGAGUACUCCUGCAGUGCCCAUUAUGGCAAACCAGUUUUCGAAUCCCCACAUGUCCAACUCGGCUCCGGGAUAUGUUGCUCGAAGCUUCGGGGUGUUUGGGGCUGAGCACGACCACGCGGCAAGCAGUAUGCUCUACGAGGACGAGCAUGCCCGGCAGAUGGCUUUUGCCAACCGCCUGUACUAA